AACUAUUGUGCUGGGUGACGCUGCUUCAACAAAGGAUGCCUUUCUCAAGCAAGGCGACGCGUUUUCAGGACGACCUGAUGCACCUAUAAUUGAAGUUAUAAUAAAGGAAAUCAUACCGGAUUAUGACAUUACAACUUCUAAUCAUGGGUUGGUGCUGUCUACGGGAAAACUGUGGAAGGAACAGCGUAAAUUUGCACUUGCAAAACUGCGAGAAUUCGGCAUGGGCAAAGUCAGUCUGGAGUUAAAGAUAAAGGAGGAAAUUUCUAUUCUUCUCGUUGCGAUCAAAGCCACAAAUGGUGAGCCAUUUGACCUCCAGCCACUUAUUACUACGAGCGUCUGUAAUGUGAUCUGCAACAUCAUGUGGGGAAAUCGAUUUGAUCAUGAUGAUGAACAAUUCAAGAUCUUGAUGAAAGCUUUAAAUGACGAGUUCGCAAACUUCGUUUCCACCGGCUUGCUAAAUUUCCUUCCGUGGCUGCGACAUAUUCCGCCCUUCCGGAAGCUUAUGCAGGACACAAUCCGCAAUGAAAGGCUGAUAUUUGAAGUUCUUAAGAAAAACCGGGAUCUUCACGUGGAGAAUUUUGACGCAGAUAAUAUCAGAGACUUUACUGAUGCCUACCAUAAUGAAAUACAGAUAGAAAAACAGAAAGGUCGCGAGACAACGUUUAAGGACGACGAACUAUUGUACGUUGUUUGGGAUCUGUUUAUGGCUGGAACAGAAACCACAUCCACGACCAUGCGAUGGGCAAUGUUGUUCAUGUUAAAACACCAGGAUGUAUGCAGAAAAGUGCAGGCAGAGAUAGACGACAUCAUCGGUAGAGGAAGACUACCAAAUAUGGCUGACGCGAACAAAAUGCCUUUUACGGAGGCGACCAUCAUGGAAAUUCAACGCCUGGGUAACAUAGUACCCCUUGGUGCUAUCCACGCUACGUCUGAGGAGGUCCAAUUUAGAGGUUAUACAAUUCCAGCAAAUACUGCUGUCAUGUCAAAUGUCACUGCCAUCACGAUGGAUCCUGCCUUCUUCUCAAAUCCUGACAAGUUUUGUCCUGAGAGAUUUCUGGACGAGAACGGACACGUCAUAAAGAACGAAGCCCUGAUGCCAUUCUCUGUCGGACGGCGAGUGUGUUUGGGGGAAUCUCUGGCCAAAAUGGAACUGUUCCUGUUCUUCACCAGUAUUCUGCAGAACUUCGACGUUAAGCUACCAGAUGGUGUGAUGGAGCCAUCAUUUGAAGGCAUUUUUGGUGUAACUUGGAUGCCUAAACCAUAUCGUAUUCGCAUAUGCGCACGGGAAUAGUAAAAGAAUAAGAUAAAACAGUAAAGUAGUGAUUAAUUAGAAUAUGAUAUGGCUUCACGACUAAUCAUUUCACGACGAUUUCACAUUUUAUCACAUUAUUAUAUAUUCCUAAAAAGUCAGGUUAUUGCAAGUGUAUGCGUAGAAAAAGAAACAAUAUAUACAUGCAAGAACGGCUCGUAUACCUGAAUAUAUGCGUAAAAUAAACCAAUCUUGAUGCAACAAUGUAAUACAUAAGAUAAUGCACCAAAUAUAAACGCAGGGAAUAAUCAAACAUCAGCAAAAUUAUUACAAUAUCAUUAUUGUAUGUGUAAAAUGAUCUAACGAUUCUCUCGUCUUACAUCGUAUGAAUAUGCAGAUAGUAACGCUAAUUACAAAAUCCAAAUGCUUGUUGAAUAAAUUGUGAGAGGGGAAACAUGAGAUUCCAAAGAACAACUCGUAUGCAAAAAAAAACAUUAAAAUACUGCCAAAGCUUUUAGGUAUUCUGCAAGAUCAAGAUUUUCUUGAGAACCAAUCCGAGAACAUCUUAUGGUAUACACUUAAAUUCGACUAAAGAUAAGAACAUAAAUAACUUAAUCAUGCUCGUGAAUGCCUUCCUAUUAGAUCGAUGGAACAUAUGUGUUAAAAAUAAUAACGAUAAUUGUAUAAAAAUAAAGAAUUUGUCUAUUGUUAAUUAAUAAA
Molecule: messenger RNA, 1969 nt
Organism: Priapulus caudatus
Lineage: Eukaryota; Metazoa; Priapulida; Priapulimorpha; Priapulimorphida; Priapulidae
Product: cytochrome P450 2U1-like
Exons: 7
Coding region: 221-1291 (356 amino acids)
Biological process (GO): xenobiotic metabolic process
Cellular component (GO): intracellular membrane-bounded organelle; cytoplasm
Molecular function (GO): oxidoreductase activity, acting on paired donors, with incorporation or reduction of molecular oxygen, reduced flavin or flavoprotein as one donor, and incorporation of one atom of oxygen; iron ion binding; heme binding
Source: RefSeq, a predicted model, not a curated record